AUGUCUCUCAAGGACGACGCCUGGCCAUCCUCCGCCGCUUUCGAUGCCAUCUCAUCUGCGCUUUCCAACGAAGCCGAGCGUAAAGACGCAGUCAAGAAGGGUGGAGCAAUAUUCGCCUUCACAUUGAAGAACGGCGGCGGAGAGACGAAGGACUGGUACAUAGACUUGAAGGAGACGGGCACUGUAGGCCAAGGCGUAGCACCCGAGGGCAAGAAACCUAAUGUGACUCUCAAUCUCGCUGACGCUGAAUUCUCGAAGCUCAUUUCAGGCAAGGCGAACGCACAGAAGCUAUUCAUGAGUGGGAAGCUGAAGGUCAAGGGCGAUGUUAUGAAGGCGACCAAGAUGGAGCCGAUCCUAAAGAAGGCGCAGACGAAGGCCAAGCUUUGA
This is a messenger RNA of Recurvomyces mirabilis, 387 nucleotides long. RefSeq lists its product as uncharacterized. NCBI's taxonomy places the organism in Eukaryota, Fungi, Ascomycota, Dothideomycetes, Mycosphaerellales, Teratosphaeriaceae. The transcript is spliced from 3 exons. Gene Ontology annotation, cellular component: cytosol. The coding region runs from base 1 to 387 and encodes 128 amino acids. The record is from RefSeq and is a predicted model, not a curated record.